Leishmania braziliensis MHOM/BR/75/M2904 is the source of this 3078-nucleotide messenger RNA. RefSeq lists its product as hypothetical. The transcript has a single exon. NCBI's taxonomy places the organism in Eukaryota, Euglenozoa, Kinetoplastea, Trypanosomatida, Trypanosomatidae. Bases 1 to 3078 code for a protein of 1025 amino acids. The record is from RefSeq and is a predicted model, not a curated record.
AUGUCUUUUAGGGCAAUACCACGGCGUCUGAUGCGACCCGCCUCGCAUGGCCGCACACAGCCAAUGGACCCCUCGUCUUCGCCCUCACCGGGGAAACAUCAGCAAAAGGUGGCGCCGCUUCUUCAGUUCCCUCAGUUCCACCCCAUCGUCUUUCCCCAAGAUAAGUUUCUCUCCAUCAAGUCCCGCUCCCUCGAAACGUACACCAAAGUACGCAGUGACGUGCUGCAGCGGUGCGCCGAUUUAUGUACGCAGCUGCAGCGUCGGCAAGAACAGGCGGGGCGGCGAGGAAGGGAGAUGACUACUGCAGCCAGGACCGUUGGAGAGGCGACGGCUUCCUCAGCAGCCAUCGACCUAUCACCUGAGCUCCCGGCCCACCCGUUGACACCCCACCAAGCAGAGGAACUUCUUCUCUUGACAAAGAAGGUGGAGGACCUCGUUCACUACCAGGGAUUUUUCCUCACCGACGAGCUUGUCUGGCGCAUGUUGCAUCUCUGCAUACAAUGCGGUGCGCCGCAGCUCGCGGUGUACGGGUGGCUGCAGAAGCAUGUGCUCGAAGAGAAGCGCGGCCCGCCCUUCCCGCUCUUUAUCCUGGAGGACCUGACGGCCACACUGCGUGCCUCGGUACUACCGCGGCUCCCUGAGAGCGGGGCAAGUCUGACAUGUAGUAGCACUUUGAUAGUAACGAGUGCUGGCAGCUUAGACGAAAAUCCGAGUAUUGCCUUUGAGGACGGCCUUGCGGCGGCGCAGCGAUGCCUUCGCCACCACCUCCUUCACUCCAGCUGGCCGGCAUCUAACGCGGCAGAAACUGAGUUUUUCAGGGUGGCGCAGGCAUACACGGAUCACUUGCUUGCGGAGCACGUGUGGCCUGUGUGGCAGGCAUUGGAGGCGAUGAACUUGACGUUUGCCAAUCUAAGGACCAAAAAAAUCAAAGACGAGGAGGAGCAAGAGGUGGUGGACGGUGAGCAAGGAAGUGAGGAGGAACAAGACGUAAGCUCACCUCGCUUGGACCGAGGAGAAUACGGCAGGUAUGCCAUCUGGCUGCCUGACGCGGAGGCUCAGACACUGGCUGUGCGCACCGCUCUCAUGUCGGUGACGCCGCUCUACUCGUUUCACGCACCCCCGUCGUUAGCACCGCCUUUCAGCGCUGCUGAGAGCAGAAAAGACUCGUCAAAGUCUGCCAAGACGGCGAACAUCCUCACACACGCGCUGCUCUGCAGUGAACCGCCGUUCUUCCCGAGCGAGGAGGCGGCCAUUGUGGCGCCAUUGCGAGCGCUUUUGGACACGUGGCUGGUGUUGGCCCAGUGCGCAGCAGAGGCAAAGGACGUGCCGCUGCUGAAGACGCUGCUACGCACUGUGUGUCUUGGCUUCUUGACACAUUCGGCGACGAGUGCUGGUGAGGAGCACAGUGCAGCGGAGCCGAAGGGUGGAAUGCAACUGCCUCCGGUCUGCCUGAACGAAGAUGCGUGGUGUCAGUACGCCGUCUCUGACGUUGAGCAGAGAGAAGGUGUGGUACACCACGGCGCUGCUGACAUGCAGGCUCGUGCAAUGGUGCGUGAGUUUGUCAACGGCAGCUUUUCCGUACUUCAGUACGGACUUCUGUGCGCAGAGUAUGAGGCUGCUCUGUGGCACCUACACGACACGUGCGCGUUGAUUUUGGGUGUCGCCGCUUCGCUGCGCUCUCUUCAGGGUCCCCCAAAGAAGCAAAGCCGCCACUUACUCACUACAGAUGACGCGAAGCUGCAUCGCAUGUCUGCUGUGGCGCUUGUGCAGCCGGCACCAAGUGAAGAGGCAGACGGUCUACUGUGCGUGGCACUGCCAUGUGCACUUGUGUCAUCCUAUGCACGAGGACAGCAGGCCAUAGGUGACGACGAGCACGCAAGUGCCACGGCUGCGAUGCACUCCUUUCUCUGUGAUGUUCUCGCCCACCCUGCAGAGGAGACCACGGCGCACCCAUACGCUGAAGCAGGGCUCUAUGUUGGUCUUGCCACUGGUGAUGAGGCGCUGCUAGCCCAAGCUGCGCCCACCGACACGGCAAUGGGCAACUCGGAGGCGACGCUGCUCUUGCUCCACGCGCGUGCACUUCAUUCGUACCGGCGAGCUGCCACGAGGCUAGCCACCGCGCAUGAGGGGCAUGAGGGGGAGGAAGCACCCGAGGAGGACGCCUGGGAUGCGUGGACGGCAACCCUGCGGGACGAGGUGUCGCAGGCCACCAGUGGAAGUGGUGACACGGAUACAUCGCGGGUGCAGUUGGUCGAAAGCUGUCUGACGGUUCUCGCCCUCGGUGUCGCAAGACGCCAGGCAGAGCGUGCAGCUGUCUAUGUGCAGUGUGUUCAACAGCACACGUCGACAUCUGCCGCAGAGAAUGGCGACGACACCCCAAAUGAGAGCCAUAACGCCUAUGACAACGUCGAGGCAGAGAAGCAACGUCGGGAGGCGAUCGAGGUGAGUUGGUCGCAACUCUACGAUGGCACGACUGCUUGCGUGCAGGAGACGCUGAGGCGAGUGGAGCAGCUGUUCGGUGCCUUGUCUUCACCUGACGCCGAGACUUUCUGUUUGUCUCCAUCAUCGUUGAGUACGCUCGCUGUGCUGACUCGCCUGGGAGUCUACGCGGAGGAAGAGGCGCAGGCAAGCGUUGCGGCCGCAUCGACCACAGGCGAGAAUGUUGCCAAACCUUCUGACGUCUCUCCCUCUUCUCUGUCUCUUAGCGCUUCUCUCGACCGUGUGUUGGCACGGGUGGUGAGGGACGCAUGCAUGCAGCUUCGUGGUGCCUCAGCCGUAUCACCCACCGGUGCUGCAUCGGCGGCCACGACUAGCGUUGUUGGUAACUGGGUACAGUGGGUGCUGCUGACGCUGAUGGCCCGGAGAGCUUGGGUCGACGUGCUUGCUGUACUGCGUGCGCUAGAUGGCAAAGGGAGUGCGGGAAGAGGUACAGAUGCCGAUGGUACUUUGAGCACUCUUCUCUGUAGUACCACUGUCGAUCCAUCGGUGUUUGCAGCUUUGUAUGCUCGCGCCAUGGAAGAUGGCGCGGCAAGCGUUUGCGCGUUUCUGCGCCCUCGGCGUGAGCGGCUCUUUUUCUGA